This is a messenger RNA of Dendronephthya gigantea, 1513 nucleotides long. Its product is annotated as tRNA pseudouridine(38/39) synthase-like. Gene Ontology annotation, cellular component: cytoplasm; nucleus. The transcript is spliced from 15 exons. Bases 20 to 1378 code for a protein of 452 amino acids. Lineage: Eukaryota; Metazoa; Cnidaria; Anthozoa; Malacalcyonacea; Nephtheidae. The record is from RefSeq and is a predicted model, not a curated record. Gene Ontology annotation, molecular function: pseudouridine synthase activity; RNA binding. Gene Ontology annotation, biological process: mRNA pseudouridine synthesis; tRNA pseudouridine synthesis.
GGAUGUUUGUAAACAAAACAUGGAAGAUGGAAAAAGAAAACGAGAGGAUGACCAAAGCAAUUCGGUAGAGAGAGAGGAACUUCUGGCCAGAUUAACAGAACUUGAAAAUCGGAACAGGGAUCUGGAGGAACAGCUCUCUAGAGUUCAACAAAACCAGUCUAGCAUUUCAUCACAAUCCAUAAAUAAAAAGCAAAAGAAUGAAAAAGAACCAAAGCUGAAGAAAAGAAAAGUCUUUGAUUUCUCCAGGUACAAUGUUCGCUAUGUUGCAUUGAAGAUUGCAUAUCUGGGUUGGGAUUACCAUGGUUUUGCAAGUCAAGAGAACAAUGAAAAUACAAUUGAGGGACACCUCUUUAAUGCCCUACAAAAAGCCUGUCUAAUCAAAGAUAGAUCAACAUGUAAUUACUCAAGAUGUGGUAGAACUGACAAAGGAGUCAGUGCUUUUGCUCAGGUCAUCUCUCUGGAAAUUAGAAGCAAUCUUGAUGAGGGUGAUGGAGUUAUCCAGAAGAAGGAGUCAAACACACAACAAGAUAAUUCAACAAACAAAAAUUCUUUCAAAGAAGAAAUAAAUUAUGUUUAUGUUUUGAAUAAACUUUUACCAGAUGAAAUACGAGUGUUGGCAUGGAUACCAGUUGCACUAGACUUUAAAGCUAGGUUUAGUUGUGUCUACCGAAUGUACAAAUACUAUUUCCCAGCUGGAGAUUUUGAUAUUGAGCUAAUGAAUAAGGCAGGAAAGAGGUUUAUUGGUGAACAUGAUUUUCGGAACUUUUGUAAGAUGGAUGUCGCGAAUAAUGUAACGUCGUUUCGUAGAAAUAUUCUAUCGGUUGAUGUUCAAAGAAUGAAUAAUUGUAGUCAGAGUGAGUAUGAUAUGUGUGUGGUAACUGUGAAAGGAAUGGCAUUUCUAUGGCAUCAAAUCAGAUGUAUGGUCGCAAUCUUGUUUCUAGUUGGUCAAAAUCUAGAAAAACCAGAGAUAAUCGAUCAUAUGUUGGACAUAACAAAAUGUCCUCGUCGACCUCAAUACAGUAUGGCAUCUGAAAUUCCUUUGGUCUUAUUUCACUGUGAAUAUAAUGACAUAAACUGGCAAUAUGCCAAAGAUGAAGUGACGAGGAUUCGAGACUCCUAUCAGAAACUCUGGACAACAAGCAGUAUAAAGACAACAAUGAUGCGAGAAUUACUAAAUGGUGAACAUACGGAUACAACUGAGGAUAAUUUUUCCUGUAAAAAAGGUGACAAAGUAGCAGGAAUGUGUCUAAUUCCUGGUCAUUAUGUCAAGUCUUAUAAAAAGAUCCUCGACAGAGCGUUAUGUGACAGCCUUGAGACAAAACUAGAAAACUUAUCCGCCAAACAAGAAAGACUAAAGAAGAAAAUUUCUAUGGAAUAACUUAACUUAGAAUAACAGUCGAUAAGGUCUAAAACCUCACUGAUAUUUAACUUCGUUUAACAAAAUAAUAAAGUUGACAAUUCAACCACAAUCCUGUUCAUUACGGUUUUAAUGAUAGUGUCUUAAAAUGUCGCC